Molecule: messenger RNA, 2461 nt
Organism: Planococcus citri (citrus mealybug)
Lineage: Eukaryota; Metazoa; Arthropoda; Insecta; Hemiptera; Pseudococcidae
Product: arp2/3 complex-activating protein rickA-like
Exons: 8
Coding region: 276-1355 (359 amino acids)
Source: RefSeq, a predicted model, not a curated record
UUUUGGCAAAACUUUUGGCGGGUAUAUUGAAAAAGGAGAAAAAGGUAGAUAAGAAGAUGAUGUACAUUGGAAUUUUUACCACAAUAAUGAAUCGCGAUUAAAAUUUAAAAUGUAUAAUAUGAUGAAUGAAGCAAACUAUAAUUGAAAGAUAUUUCCCUGUUUAGUGAACAAUACAAUCGACAAUUCCGCAAGUUGCAUUUAUUUUAUUGUACCUAAUUAUAUCAUCAUACUUUCAGACUCAGAUUUCGAUUGUAAGAUUCGUAAUUUUCAUCAUAAUGGAAAAAGAAAGUGGGCUCGAUGCUCUGAACAAAAUAAAAGGAACACGGGACCGCUUCUUAGCGAUGCAGAAAUUAUCUAAAGAAAUUUUUGAUGAAACAAUAGCUAAAAUUAAUGAACUGAAACACCACCACGAUCAAAUCACUUCAAAUGCGGAUUUACUUCAAAAAAAGAAGAGCGCAUUACCGAUGUUGGAAGAGAGCAACCGUCUAUUAGAUAAACGAGUGAUAAUUUUAGAGAAUAUUUUACACGACAAGAAGCAGUGUAUUGCAGAGCAAGAAACUUUGCUGAAAAAAGAUCAAGAAGAUAUUCUUUCUGGAAGAUCUUCUCAUUGUGACCGCGUUUACGAAUACAUCAGCAAUAAUGAAGAUCAACAUAGCCGGCCUGGUCCAUUGAUACGCAAUGAAAAUGAUUUCAUGUCAAAGGACUUCGUUGACCUUGCAAAACAGAUAGAAAAUUGUGAAAAUGAAUUACGAGUAUUGAACGAAAAAGAGUUGAAAACACAAUUAGCUCGCAAAGAUCUUCAAUCUAUAGAGAAACUUCAAAAACAAGAAGAACUGCAAUACCAGCAACUUCUGGAUGAUAAGAAAGAAACUUUGAAAAAUUUAAUGCAACAAGUCAAACAUUUGAAAUUUAAUCGAAGAAAAUACGAACUGAGCUGUACAAUUGAAAACUUAUAUCAGCAAAAUAGUAGUCAGAAUGUUCAACCAAGUGGAAAUAAUCCGAAUAGUGAAAUCUUGAAUUAUUUUAAUCAUUCUACAACUGCUGAUAACUCAAAGAGUUCCGAAGUAUUGAACAAAAUAAAAAAAAUGCGAGCAGUGAAUACAAGCGAAUCGAAUACGACACCAUCUAUGUAUCAGGCGAUUCGGCGUUUGGGUCCAGAUCAAGAAGAAUUUAAGGAUGCUGCAGUGAAGCGAUGCAAGGUUUCUGAAAAACUACCUCCCUCGGUGAUUGAGUCUUCUAAAUCCAAAAUUAUACCGUCAGUGGGAGAUUCAUAUAAACUUGGAGAAAGUUCCGAUAUUGCUGAAAAUACGAGAAGAAAAUUCAUUCCAAAGAAACCUUUAUUUUCACAGAAGUGAGUUUACACAGGCUCGGAAUUAUUCACUCGCAAGAUUUCUUCCAUCAGAUUUGUGGUGAAAAAACUUCCACUUGUAAUGGAAAACAUUUCGAAUCAGCGUAGAAAAAUUACCAUGAGGACAAGCGCUGACCGCUACCAAUAAAUCCAUAUCCGCGAUAAAUUCGAUAUAAUCUCCUGGUUUGGCAGGACUUUUCUUGGUGAAAUAUUGGUGAGUAUCCUGUUGAGAUUUUUGAUAAAAUUAGUUCUAAUUCAAAUGACAUCUAUAGAAUUUAGAUCGUGAUUUGUACGAACUUUGGUAAAUCCUGUGCACAUAAAUAUGUUCCAGACAUCAUGAACAUCAUCUUCACUCAAACCGAACCUAUCUAUUGCCUUAGUCAGCUGCUGAUGGCACGAGGUCACACAUUUUUCUCCAGUGAUCAACUCGCUAGUGUAAUUAUCACAUCGUGUUCCUGUAUGAUUUUCAAAUCAAUUUUAAUCUGUUUAAACUGAAAUGAUAAUUAUAGGUUAUGAAUUGUCAAGGAAAGCUUACUUACCUAUUACAUCAUGAACUCCAGCCCCAUCUUCAUCUAUACCAUAUUGCAAAGUAUCCGUUACGACAGUUGCUAGGGGAUUUAAGUACGGUAAAUUACUCCACAAUCUGUCGUACGUUGUUAAAUGAGCGGAGUGCAGCUGUCUAGUUUUUCCUUUUGAAAAAAUAAUUUAUGUUUAUGUAAAAUCUAUAAUUCAAAUAUUAGAUUUUCUGUUUUGAUUACCUACAUACCCGAGUAAAAUCUUUCUUUGCUAUUAUGUAAAUUCCAAAAAUUGACGUCUCCUACCUGAAAAGUAUCGCCAAACUUGAAUUUCUGAUCCUGUAUUGAAUUGGUCCAUUUUUUGUGAUACCUAGUUAUGAUAAGUUACUUACUUGCGAACCUUCAGUUACGCUGAUUCUACAUAAUUCGCCUUUUUUCAUGGUCCAUGCCUCGGCAGUUUUUUUCUGAACAGUGAUAUUUCUCUUACAAACGCCUUUCAAAGCUGCAGUUUUUUUGGCAUCAUAUUCUGUUCGAUUAACAACCGCUGCAGAAGGUGAAUUAUAGCAUAUUCUCACAGGACGUUCUGUGGAACUCAUUU